Messenger RNA from Aspergillus terreus NIH2624, 1566 nucleotides. Its product is annotated as putative RNA binding protein MSSP-2. NCBI's taxonomy places the organism in Eukaryota, Fungi, Ascomycota, Eurotiomycetes, Eurotiales, Aspergillaceae. The record is from RefSeq and is a predicted model, not a curated record. Gene Ontology annotation, cellular component: nucleus; ribonucleoprotein complex; cytosol. Bases 1 to 1566 code for a protein of 521 amino acids. Gene Ontology annotation, molecular function: mRNA 3'-UTR binding; poly(U) RNA binding; poly(A) binding. The transcript is spliced from 5 exons.
AUGCAUCCACAGGCGGUUUCUGAACCCGUUCAGGCCCACGCGGGUCAGCCGGGACAGUUUCCUCAUGAUGCACGCGCCAGCAUGGCACCACUCUUCAACGCUCUGAAUCUUCAGAACCAGCGUGCUGGACGCAAGGUUGGCAACAUAGACAUCGCAGGAGCUCAACGCGCUCAGUUUCAGAGCCCUAUGAUGAUCCCUCCUGUCUUUUUACCAAUGUCUACCUUCCCACCCACUUCGGUUCCCGCUCCCGAGCAGGUAAACCAGAUGCCAUUCUUGCCGACCAGCAUUUACCAGAACCCGGCCCUCUGUACGGCUCCGCUGCCGGGCUACCCCAUGCCGUACCUCUUGAACAACAACGAGGAGCAAAAGCAUGUUGGUCACCAGGGUCAUGAGUCUGGUAAUCAGACCGAGUUUUUCAAUCCCGGUCUUCCGAACUAUUUGAAUACCCUCGCCCAGCUUGGACCGGCCUUGCCUUUCCAGAUGAUGAAGACACCCACCGGCUACAUGCUCCAGGACCUCGAGAGUAUUACCCAGCAGGAACCGCCGAUCCCACGCGCUGUCCCGGCCAUGUGGACCAACCCAUCUGAAGUAACUCUGGCGAAGUGCCUGGAGAACCGCGAGGGUAUUACCAAUGUCUACAUCAAAGGGUUCCUUCCGGAAACCACCGAUGAGAUGCUGCAUUCUUAUGCAUCCCGCUUUGGGAAGAUUGAUCGCUGCAAGGCCAUUGUUGAUCUUGACACUGGCCUUUGCAAAGGUUUUGGCUUCGUUCAGUACUUCAAUUUUGAAGCGUGCUGUGAGUAUCUCCGUAUCGACGGCUACAGGAAAGAUAUUGACCGCAUCUACGCGCAGGACCUUCGCCGCCAUUUUGAGCCUUACCGCGUCGUCUCCGAGAAGAUCAGUCGUGACGAAAAGACCGGCGUGAGCAAGGAAGUUGGCUUUGCUCGAUUCGAAACGCGCGAGAUCGCUGAGAAGGUGCUGGCUGAGUUCCACAAUGUCGUCGGCAAAGAUGGAGUGAAGUUGCUUCUCCGCUUUGCAGAUACAAAGGCUCAGAAGAUGCUUAAACAGCAAAGCAACGAGCGCCGUGCCUAUCGCGCUGGCGAGUACAAUUACUCGGUUGAGGUCGUCCAAGGUUCCUCGCCCUCACCGUCUUUGAGCCGGCUCCAGCAGACCGCGUCGCACCUGAGCCCUAACUCCCAAAAUAGCUAUGUGUCUCCUGUUGCAGUCGGACCUACUUGGACUCCUGCCACUUCCAUCUCUCCUCCGUAUCAAACCUUGGUGAAGAAUCAAUUUGGCAGUAUGCGCUUCAACUCAUGGACCGCUAAGAACAGCCCCGGCACCUUGGACAACACCCCUCUGUGCCGUGGACGAUCCUCUUCUCACCGCAAUGGCUGGACUGACAACAUCGCCGGCACCAACUCUAAGCUGGUCAUUCCGGGCAUCCCUUCUGGAGAACGUCGCCCGGGCCCUACCACCAGCCCUCGGAAGGAGAACCUCAAGGCGGAGUCACUCUCUCCGGUUUCUUCGCGCAAGGAGAUUUUUAUGCACUCUCCACGCUCUGCCAUGUGA